Molecule: messenger RNA, 1828 nt
Organism: Vitrella brassicaformis
Lineage: Eukaryota; Vitrellaceae
Source: the annotation of a GenBank genome assembly
CUGAAGGCAGAUCUGAGCAGCAAUGCAUGCAUUGGUCAACCAUGAGAUGCAUCCUGUCGGUUUUAUUCAUAACUUCUGCACCCGGAGCUCACCUGUUGCUCAGGCGGAGAGGCAGCGGCAUGGAAGAUCAGCGCAGCUAUGGGCGCAUCAGCGGCUUUGCCGAAGCCUAUUUGCUACCCAGGACUGCGGCAAGAGCACGUGGCAAGCAUCGCAGCUUGAUCCGAGGGCAGCUUCAAGACUCAUCGCGAGGCGAGAAGGGGCCGACGAAGGCGAGCAUCCUCUGUGAUGACGGGCCGGCAUGGCAGCCGGCGCUGAUCGAUUGGAUAUGUGCGAAUGGAGGGCGGGUGGGCGAUGCUGUCGAGUGUCGCACUGAGGCACUCAACGACGGGAAGUCCUUGCGAGGUGCACUGAAGCCAUGCCUUUGACCGCUGUGUGUGUUUGUGCCAUUGUUGUGCCCUCUGUUCAGGGUUGAUGGCCAUGCGACCAAUCGAAGGCCAACGGGUCAUUGCAGAGGUCCCGCUGACGUGCUGCGUUAGCUCUGAUGAGUCGAUGUUUCUCGAGACGCCCCUAGCUGCUGCCGUGGUCGAGACGAGCUCAGAGAAGCUGAAAGCCAUGCCUUGGCACAGUCGGUAAGGCUGGUGGAGAGAUGGUUUCCUCGUCUGUCUUUUGCUACGCCCAUGUGUGUGUGGCUGUUCUGCAUUCAGUAUGGCCAUUGCUCUGCUGUACGAGAGGCGGAAGGGGCCGGCAUCGAUGUUUGCUCCCUGGCUCGAGUCGCUGCCCGAGCCGCCCACACUGCCGGUAAGUAAGAUGCAGGAGUGUGCGUGGACAAACGAAAUGCAUUUCGAGACGAUGGGCCAGUCGUGAUGUGUGCUCUUCUUCAGGUUGAUUGGCCUGAGGAGCUGGUUCGCCUGGCGGGGUCUGAGGAGCUCGAGGUGAUGGUCGACGAGCAGUCUGUGUACACAGCCGAGCUCUACAUGGACAUACAGGUGAGUGGGUGAAGACGGGCAUGGGAAUCGAUGAAAAGAGGAUUUUCAUGGUCACGUGAUGCAGGAUCUGUUUGAGUCGCUUCCCCAGCAGCUGAGGUCGCAGGUGAGGCAGCGAGGAAGAGAGGCAGAAGGCACCAUCGAUCGAUUGGCCUUUCUCACUGUUUGGCAGGUGGAGUUUCCUGAGGAGGAGUUCCGAGCCGCCCACCGCCUCGUCACCACCCGCACCAUGAGGCUGCCACUAGACCGAGAGCCGCUGAGGGCAGUGGUGCCGUUGAUAGACCUCGCCAACCACAACGACAAGCCAAACUGUCACUUCCAACUCAACGAUGCCAAAGACGCCGUGCAGCUCAUCUACACUGGUGAGGUGCCGCUGCAGCCGCCCUGUCAGCUGACCAUCGACUACGGCGUUGAAGGAGGGGAAGCUGAGUGUCUCGGCAAGUACGGCUUCUUGCCGCCAUUGGGCGAGAGCGAGGGACAUUGUGAUGAUGUGCUUGGCCUUGGUGAGCUGUUUCGGUUGUGUUGUGGUGCCGAUUGGCGGAAGUUGGAUGAGAAGAGUGUGGCUGACCUGCUGGAUAGGCUGGAGGCUGUAGACAGUGUCAGUGGGGAUGAUGAGUGUGGGGAGGCGAGAGACUGGCUGCUGAGAUGGUCACGAAGACGGAUACGCCGUGCCUUUGUGGCGUGAAGGACGUCUCUCGGAGGGCGUCUUUGCGAUGUCCAAUGCCCCAAAACCCUCCCCCUCGACUACGACAGACAGCGGAUGUCGGUUCCCGCAAGCAAACUUGGGGGAGGAUGACGCAUAGGCUUCCGGGGCCGCCAACAUAUUCAAGUCAUUUCCAUGCGGG